Molecule: messenger RNA, 1173 nt
Organism: Trematosphaeria pertusa
Lineage: Eukaryota; Fungi; Ascomycota; Dothideomycetes; Pleosporales; Trematosphaeriaceae
Exons: 2
Coding region: 1-1173 (390 amino acids)
Biological process (GO): protein localization to cell surface; attachment of GPI anchor to protein; proteolysis
Cellular component (GO): GPI-anchor transamidase complex
Molecular function (GO): GPI-anchor transamidase activity
Source: RefSeq, a predicted model, not a curated record
AUGAAGUUCUCAUCUGCCAUUCUUCCGCUCCUGCUGGCGCCCUUUGCCGCGGGAGAGCAUACCUCGAAUUGGGCGGUCCUUGUCUCUACGUCGCGCUUCUGGUUCAAUUAUCGGCACCUCGCGAAUGUUCUCUCGCUAUACCGCACCGUCAAGCGCCUUGGUAUUCCGGAUUCGCAAAUCAUUCUUAUGUUGCCCGAUGACAUGGCCUGUAACCCGCGCAACGCGUUUCCGGGAACCGUCUACAACAAUGCCGACCGAGCGCUCGAUCUGUAUGGAGAUAACAUCGAGGUGGACUAUAGGGGAUACGAGGUCACGGUGGAGAACUUCAUCAGGCUCAUGACGGACAGAGUCGCGGAGGAUAUGCCACGGUCGAAGCGCUUAAUGACCGACGAGCGGAGCAACAUUCUGGUGUACAUGACCGGACACGGAGGCAACGAAUUCCUGAAGUUCCAAGACGCUGAGGAAAUCUCUGCCUACGAUCUGGCAGACGCUUUCAGUCAGAUGUGGGAGAAGAAACGCUACCAUGAAAUUCUCUUCAUGAUCGACACCUGCCAAGCUAACACCAUGUACUCCAAAUUCUACUCCCCCAACAUUCUCGCAACCGGCUCCUCCGAAAUCGACCAAUCUUCGUAUUCGCACCACGCCGACAACGACGUCGGCGUCGCCGUCAUUGACCGCUACACAUACUACAAUCUCGAGUUCCUCGAAACGCAAGUCCGGGAUCCGACGUCCAAACUUACAAUGGGCGAUUUAUUCGACAGCUAUGACGAGGAGAAGAUACACUCGCAUCCGGGCAUUAGAUAUGAUCUCUUUGAAGGCGGGGAAGCGGUUGCGAGGAGUAGAUUGGUCAUGGAUUUCUUUGGGAAUGUGCAGAAUGUGGAGGUGGAUAAGGGUGGGGUGGGGAAUGAGGCGCAGUGGAGGGAGGAGCUGGAGGCUAUUGAGAGGAUGAUUGUGGAGGCGAAGAGGAGGCAUAAUGUGACGUUGAAUGUGCAACCGCAGACACAGCACGUUGUGGAAGAGGGGAAGCCAGCGCAAGCUCGGCAAAGUUUGAAGAAAGAAGGAGCUAUGAGGGUCGAUGAAGAGUCGGGAUGGUCGAAGCAGAUCGUUGGUGCCGCCACGCUUCUUGGAUGUGCUGGACUUUGGUUCGCUGGAUCCUGGUUCGAGUCGCAUUGA